Molecule: messenger RNA, 2514 nt
Organism: Penicillium expansum
Lineage: Eukaryota; Fungi; Ascomycota; Eurotiomycetes; Eurotiales; Aspergillaceae
Product: Recoverin
Exons: 8
Coding region: 1-2514 (837 amino acids)
Biological process (GO): protein localization to membrane; vacuolar transport
Cellular component (GO): fungal-type vacuole membrane; endosome
Molecular function (GO): calcium ion binding
Source: RefSeq, a predicted model, not a curated record
AUGCGGUUCAUCGAUCGAGCCUCUUUUCUCUCGUCGGCUCUACUAGCAAUCCCUUCUUUGACUACGGCCUUUUACCUUCCAGGUGUUGCACCGACCUCCUACGACGAAGGACAAGCAGUUCCACUUUAUGUCAACCACCUCACCCCCAGCCUCUCUCGCGAUGAUCAGCUUCAUUCGGUCUUCUCAUAUGACUACUACCAUCCAGCGUUUGGGUUUUGCCGACCCGCAGACGGUCCUAAAGAUGUGAGAGAAUCUCUGGGGAGCAUUCUAUUCGGUGAUCGAAUUCGUACCUCACCAUUCGAGCUUCACAUGGCAAAGAACGAGACGUGUAAAUCGAUAUGUGCAGAGGCCAAAUUCGAUGCCCGCAGCGCCAAGUGGACCAAUCGUCGAAUAGCUCAGGGCUACAACAUCAACUGGAUUGUGGAUGGGCUGCCAGCCGCGCAGUUGAACUAUGACGGUGUUACCAAGACGAAAUUCUACAACCCUGGAUUUUCUCUGGGUGAGCUAGAUGACAACGGUCAGGCUCUUCUGAACAAUCACUACGACAUUGUGAUUGAUUACCAUAAGGUGGGCUUCGGCGGCAAGGAUAAAUAUCGCGUUGUUGGAGUGCUUGUCCAGCCCGAGUCUCGCAAGGACUCCCGGAAUUUAGAAGGUGGGACCGCUGAGUGUGGUACCCAGGGCAAUGGUCUUACGCUCAACGAGGACGGGGAUACCACAGUCACCUGGACGUAUAGUGUGUACUGGAAGGAGUCCCCCACAGCCUGGGCUACUCGAUGGGACAAGUAUCUUCAUGUCUAUGACCCCAAGAUUCACUGGUUCUCACUCAUCAACUCCGCUGUUUUUGUAGUUUUCCUCGUGGGUAUGGUCAGCAUGAUUUUAGUCCGCGCACUCAAGAAGGAUAUUGCUCGCUAUAACCGGCUGGAUUCGUUCAACCUGGAGGAUUUGGAUAGUACUUCGGCUGCGAUCGAAGACGGAGUCCAGGAGGAUUCUGGCUGGAAGUUGGUCCAUGGCGAUGUCUUCCGUUGCCCCGAAUCUCCACUGCUGCUAAGUGUGAUGGUUGGCAAUGGCGCCCAACUGUUUAUGAUGACCGGUGUGACUGUCGCAUUUGCUCUGCUUGGUCUCCUCUCUCCUUCAAACCGUGGAUUCCUCGCUACUGCCAUUCUCCUGAUUUCCGCCCUUUUCGGUGGUAUUGGUGGUUACGUGUCAGCGCGAGUGUAUAAGACAUUCGGUGGCGAUGCUUGGAGACGCAACAUUAUCAUGACGCCUCUGUUCAUCCCUGGAAUUAUAUUCGGUACAUUCUUCACGCUGAAUCUCUUUGUUUGGGCAAAGGGAUCCAGCGGUGCCGUACCAUUUGGAACUAUGUUGGCACUAGUCUUGAUCUGGUUUGUUAUCAGUGUGCCAUUGAGUGUGGCAGGCAGUUGGUUGGGAUUCAAACAAUCGCCGCUUGAGGGUCCUACCAAGACGAACCAAAUCCCCCGACAGGUUCCUCCGAUGGCUGGUAGUCUGCGCACAAUUCCGUCGAUUCUGCUAACCGGUAUUCUUCCCUUUGGUGCAAUUUUCGUCGAGCUGUACUUCAUUAUGACCUCCCUCUGGACCAACAAGAUCUACUACAUGUUUGGGUUCCUGUUCCUUUGUUACGGCCUGAUGAUCAUUACCUCUGCGGCUACUACCGUCUUGCUAGUGUAUUUCUUACUAUGUGCGGAGAACUACCGGUGGCACUGGCGCGCAUUUAUAGGUGCGGGUAUGACCGGAGGAUAUGUCUUUGUGAAUGCGCUCAUUUUCUGGGCGACACGAGUCAGUUUUGGUGGAUUGACGGGGGCGGUGCUCUAUGUUGGCUAUUCAGCGUUGAUCGCCUUCAUUGUGUUUAUUCUGACUGGUUCCAUCGGUUUCUUCGCCAGUUGGGCAUUUAUCCACCGUAUCUAUGGAGGGGUCGUUCUGAUCAUGGGAAAGUCUCAAUCAAAGCUUUCGCCGACUCAGCUCGAUGAGCUGCAAAGGGCAACACAUUUCGAUAAGAAGGAGCUACAACAAUGGUAUAAAGGAUUCCUCAAGGACUGCCCGUCCGGUACCCUGACCAAGGAAGAGUUCCAAAAGAUCUACCGGCAGUUCUUCCCCUUCGGCGACCCAUCAUCCUUUGCCAAUUAUGUCUUUCGCGUUUUCGAUUCGGACAACAGUGGUAUGAUCGAUUUCAAAGAGUUUAUCUGCGCACUUUCCGUGACUUCGCGGGGCAAGAUGGAGGAUAAGCUGGAUUGGGCAUUCCAAUUGUACGAUAUCGAUGGCGAUGGGAAAAUCACUUAUGACGAAAUGCUGGCCAUUGUCGAGGCGAUCUACAAGAUGGUUGGAUCCAUGGUGAAACUCCCCGAGGACGAAGAUACCCCAGAGAAACGUGUACGGAAGAUCUUCCGGAUGAUGGACAAGGAUGAAAAUGGCAGUCUCGACAUUGAGGAAUUCAAAGAAGGCAGCAAACGGGAUGAAACCAUCGUCAGUGCCUUGUCGCUUUACGACGGGUUGGUUUAG